AUGAAGUUGUCGAUUGAUUACAAGGUUGUCAAAUCUACACCGACAUUAUAUGCUGAGGAAUGUUGGAGAGCCGGCGAUGGGUGUGGUUGGCAAGUUCGAGCUACAUGUAAGCUCGAUUUCAGUACAGAGUUUCGUAUAGGAAAGCGUAGUUGGCGAAACAAAUGGCUAUGCAAUAAUUGUAUGGUGACUGGGAUGAGUCAUACAAUGAACUUCAGGGUUGGAUUUCAGCGAUGGUGGAGUACAUCCCAAGCCUUUCCCCACUGCAAACCGCUAGUGCAAAUUGAUGGAACAUGGUUUUAUGGAAAAUACACCCAGAUACUUCUGAUUGCAGUUGCACAAGACGGUAACAGAAAUGUACUACCAAUCGCUUUUGCCAUCGUGGAGUCUGAAAACUCGGAAUCAUGGGCGUAUUUCAUUCAGAACUUACGGAGACAUGUUGUCAGGCAAGACAACAUUUGCAUUAUCUCCAACAGAUCAAACGGUCUUGUUGCUGCGAUUCGACAAUCUGAGGUUCCAUGGAGGUUCGUCUAUUGUAUUUGUCACAAUGUUGUCAACUUCCACAACCAGUACAAGAACAAAGACUGGCGCAAACGAAUUGUGAACAUGGGAUACGAGCUGGAAGCACACCGUUUCAAAUAUAAGUUGGCGAGGUUAGAGACUGAUAUGGCGGGGUCCAAUCCUUCUCUCAGAAAAUGGUUAGGUAGCAUGGAGCCGUGGCAAUGGGCUCAAUGUUUUGACGAGGGGUACCAGUAUAGUCAAAUAACAACUAACCUCGUUGAGGCCAUUAACUCUGUCUUGAGGCGUACGCGUCACUUUCCAAUUUCAGCGAUUUUUUCAGCCAUAUUUUAUAGGCUAGCAACCUUAAUGCCAAAAAUGGGGUUGAAACAAGCAACACAGUUAGAGGCAGGACAUGUGUAUGUCGAAAAAAUUAGGGAUGCCAUGAAAGAGAAAGCUCAAAGGGCUAGGUCGAUGAAUGCAGAACUAUAUUCUUGA
Gossypium arboreum is the source of this 993-nucleotide messenger RNA. RefSeq lists its product as uncharacterized. The record is from RefSeq and is a predicted model, not a curated record. The coding region runs from base 1 to 993 and encodes 330 amino acids. NCBI's taxonomy places the organism in Eukaryota, Viridiplantae, Streptophyta, Magnoliopsida, Malvales, Malvaceae. The transcript has 4 exons.